AAUCUAUGAUACAAGAUAUUCCGAAUCAACUCUUUCUAAAGGAAAUAAGGAUGUUCUACCCCGAUUUAUUUCUUGUAUAAUAUCUCCGGGAGAACCAAAGUCUCGUGAUACUAAGAAUGAAAAUUAA
Molecule: messenger RNA, 127 nt
Organism: Dentiscutata heterogama
Lineage: Eukaryota; Fungi; Glomeromycota; Glomeromycetes; Diversisporales; Gigasporaceae
Source: the annotation of a GenBank genome assembly